Molecule: messenger RNA, 1384 nt
Organism: Notothenia coriiceps (black rockcod)
Lineage: Eukaryota; Metazoa; Chordata; Actinopteri; Perciformes; Nototheniidae
Product: beta-1,3-galactosyltransferase 1-like
Exons: 1
Coding region: 9-1217 (402 amino acids)
Biological process (GO): protein O-linked glycosylation
Cellular component (GO): Golgi membrane
Molecular function (GO): N-acetyl-beta-D-glucosaminide beta-(1,3)-galactosyltransferase activity
Source: RefSeq, a predicted model, not a curated record
GCCAGGUUAUGGUGCUGUUGGGAAAGUGGAGAAGGGGUUUUUCACGGCGCCACUGCCUCUUUUUCAUCCUUGUGCUCACAGCAGUUUUGUUUUUCUACUGCACAGACAUAAAAGAAAUGACGACUGGCUGGAACCCAGCAAAAUGGUGGAUUCCAUUUAAAGAUCACAGACAAAACGUGGGCUCUCGCAAAAAUGGCUCACUACCGUCUGAACUGACUGGAUUCCAAACUCAGUCAGACUUGACUGUCCUUCUUCAAACUGAAAAUAUCACAGCAACCAACAUGACCAACAGGACUGCCACAAAUACAAAAGCUUCAGCGGUGACUCAGCAGUUGGCACAAACUAUACCACCAGCACCAGUUCCAUAUAAGUCUCCGGGCCUGUACUUAGUGGAAUACCCAUAUAAGUACAGCUUCAUCAUAAACGAGCCAAAGACAUGUGAACAGCAGAAGCCCUUCCUGGUUCUGAUGGUUCCCGUGGCGCUCCACAACAGGGCGCAUCGGGACAUCAUCCGCAGCACUUGGGGAGGUGAAAGUCUGGUACUGGGAAAAGUGGUGAACCUGUUCUUCCUGCUGGGGCUGCCAACCGGAGAGGGAGUUCAGCAGCUCCAGGAUCAGCUGCUACAGGAGAGCCGAGAGCACCACGACCUGCUGCAGAGCGACUUCCUGGACUGCUACAAGAACCUGACCAUCAAGACCAUGGUGAUGCUGGAGUGGCUGGACUCCCACUGCUCCAUCACAUCAUACGCCAUGAAGAUUGACUCUGACAUGUUCCUGAAUGUGCCAAGACUCGUUCAUAUGUUGUCAAGUGCUCCAAAGACAAACUACAUGACCGGACUAGUGGCGAAGGGAGCAACAGUUCUAAGAGAUCCACGAUCCAAGUGGUUCGUUCCUGUGGAGCUUUACUCUUUGCCAGAAUACCCACGUUACGCUUUGGGUCUGGGCUACGUUUUGUCUAUUGACCUCCCUAAAAAGCUUAUUUUGGCAUCCAGACAUGUGAAAGCUAUUUACAUUGAAGACGUGUAUUUGGGGUUGUGUAUGCAGUACUUGGGCAUCCCCCCAGCGAAUCCCCCAAACUGGGGAUAUUUCCAAGUGUUUCCUGUGUGGUACAGUCGCUGUGCUUACUCCAGGCUGAUAGCCACCACCACACAUGAUGACACUAAUCGUGUGAGGGAUUGGAAAGACUUUAAAAAAAACAGUUCCACUCCAUACUGUUGAAAUGUUGAAAGAAAAGACAUGACAUUUAUUUUAAUAAUUAUGGGUAAUGAUUGCCAUUCUAUGUCCAGUAUAAAAAAAUACUGGAGGAAAAACAUCUAAAUGGGUUAACCCUUAGAUGCACAAGUGGGUCUUUUUUGACCCAAUGAGGUGGUUUUCUUAGAGUAUCU